AUGCUGGAGGCCGAGCCACCUCGGCUCCAGCACCAUCGGCGUGGACCCUUCGUCCAUGUUUUAUCACGCCAAUAUGCAGGCGUACACGGCCAGCAAAGCCGCCAUGAACCGCAUGGCUCUUGUCUACGCCCGCAUCUUGAGCGACGUGGGGGCCGUGUCAACAUCGCCGCGCCGGGUCUUGUCAACACCGAGCUUACAAACUUUAACCCCAACGGCGUAACAGUCGAAGAAGGCGCGCGGCGUAUAGUCGGGCUGGCCGCUCUUGGCGAAGCCGGGCCAUCGUCGACAUUUUCAGAUAUCAACGGGCCACUUCCAUAG
Messenger RNA from Gaeumannomyces tritici R3-111a-1, 318 nucleotides. Its product is annotated as short-chain dehydrogenase/reductase SDR. Lineage: Eukaryota; Fungi; Ascomycota; Sordariomycetes; Magnaporthales; Magnaporthaceae. The coding region runs from base 1 to 318 and encodes 105 amino acids. The record is from RefSeq and is a predicted model, not a curated record. The transcript has a single exon.